AAAGAAUAAUUCACUUUUCUUUUCUUCAAGUAAUAAAACCUUUGUCAACCAACAACCAAUAAACCAUCGUUUACAGGUAUAAGGUCUUUAAAAUCCUUAUAUUGUAUAUAAUUCCGAAUUUUAAAUUUCGGGUGCAGGUCACGUUGUAAAUAUUGUAAUUAACGCGAAGCAGGUAGCGAUGUUAUUUAAAGAACGUGUACUCGAGGCUCAAGAUGUUUAACAAGGAUCCUCGAGGCUCGAGAUUCUUAAUAGAUGUAAAGGAGAAAAGCAUGGCAAGGUGACAGCACAACUACUUUGAUAAAAUACCACGAGAUAAUUGUAAAAAUUUAUAUAUUUAUUUAUAUAUUUACCGUUUUCAUUUUAUUUUCCUAGAAACGGUAUCAAUAGAGAUCGAUGUGAUGUUCCUCUUCUGAUGUGAAAAUGAUCCGGGCAUAAAUCGAAUGAUAUGUCAAUCGAACAAAAGUAUAACACGUGUAACAAUCAUUGAAUACGUUUUAAUCGGAUAUUUGAUUAUCCUUUUUUUUUAUUUUGCCGAAUACAUAAAAGGACAAUUGAUGAAAGAUGAAGAGGAUCAAGACAGAUCAUAAUUUCUCUCGUGGAGUUUCGAAAUGAUGGAUACGAUCAUUGGAAAUUUAUUUAUAUGAUAGAUUAUAGAAUUUAAUCCGUAUGUAUGCAACGUGACGUAUCGACAUGCGACUGUCAUUAAUCAAACUGUUUCUACGUAAACACAUCACAAUAAUUGGCAUCCAAAUAAACGUAUAACGGAUGAUCUAACGUCACCACGCUUAGUAUCUAUCCAUAAUGGAAUUGCGAAAAUAAAACAAUUAUUUUUGGACAAACAAAAUUACAAUGAUAGAUACUACAAGUAUGAUAUCGUGGCAAUUCAAGUGAUUGUAAAUCCGUUAUUAAGAUAGCUUUCUAGCUUGUCAAAAUCAACGAGAAAAUAGGUCAUUCGAUCAUAGUUCACUCGUAUAUAUUUUGUACAUAUUUUGGACACCUGCCGAUAGGGUGUAUCUGUAUAAAUAGGCAGUUUGAUAAACAGCAUGAUUGUAAUGAAUGCAUACGAGUAGAUGAAGUGUUUGAAGUGCAAUACUUGCAACUUUUUUUGCGAAUACACACCUCAAAAGCGGAUACAGUUGUUCAAAACAUUGAUUUCCACGAUUUAAUAAAUAACUAUGUAAUUUUUUUAGAUAAAUACUGAAACGGUAAAUUUCGAUAUUAUUAAUUAGAGCAAUGAUUUAUAUCGCAUUUAAAUUUAAUUUUUAAGAUCCAUCAAUUUAUUAUCAUUCGAGCUUUGCAAUUGGAUAUUUCAUUUUAACGUACACAUCUCUGCUCUACUCUGAUUAUAUCUGUUCACGAUCUUCAUCAAUAUGUUUGGGUUACGGUGAGCUCGUGUUUUUGAGUGGUAGGGAAAUGGUGGGGUUGAGUCGUUUAAUUUAGGAGAUACAAUAGGGAAUUUAAGCAAAUAUUACUGUACAUAAUAAAGUAGGAAUAUCCUCAUCUGCUCCUUUUUUCACGGAGGUAGGGGUACAGGUACCUAGCGAAUAUAUAAAUAGAUUUACGAGGGUUGGUAGAUCAUUUGCUCAUGAGAGUUUGUGUUUCGUGUCACGUUACUUUAAAAUUGUUAGUUAAGUGUUGAAAAUGGCAAGGUCGACAGCGUGGAUCAGGAACAACAUGUUGUACUCCGAAGACGAAUACGACGAGCAAUUGAUGGAAGCAAGAUUGAAAGUUCAACGAUCUUUUCAAAAGUUAUCCAUUUCAGACUGGCAGUCGCACAAAUGUUCUAAUCCAUCAAACUUAGUAAAAGUUACGCCGAUUGAAUCUCGUCCACCAUCCUGGAAAAAUUUUAAAGAAAAAUCUACACUGUAUUCGAUGAAUUUAUUAGAUGACAAAAAGCUAAAUGAAGAAAUCAAGGCCAAGGUCCCAUCUAGAACAACAAUCAGUAAUGAAAAUUAUUACCCGAAAAGAUUAUCAGCAACAAAAUAUAAAGAAUGUUCAAAUUGUUCAUCAAAGGAUAAAAUGUUCGAUACAAACAUUCCAAAAGUAAAACUUUCCAAAAACAUUUACGGAACCUAUCCCAAAACAUCCCCUUCUAGAAAAGUUCAAAAUAUAAAUAUUGUUUUACCAGUUAGACCAAAAGUUGAGCCAUUAACAAAUCAAAUUAAUGUUAACAAAAAAAAUGACUAUUCUAAUAAUAGCGGAACUCCUCGAGAAAGUAGGCAAAGGAAGAACGACGCCAUUCAAAUUUCCGACAUGGUGACAACCCCUAUAAGAACGCCAGACGUGAAAUCAAGUUUCAAAAUUCCCGCCACUUCUACUCCAAAAUUCUCUCGAGCUUACUUGUUUUCGAAUAUCGGUGAAGAUAAUCCAAAAACGAAAAAGAUAUGUUCCCAAAACAUCUUGGAGAAAUCUUACAUCUUCGAAAAUAAAUCUAUGAACGAAUCGGAUGAUUACAAGCUUGAUAAUACUUUUAAAUGUAGAAAGUUGUCUAAGAAUAUGCUAGAAAAAGCAUCUAUUUUCGACAGCAGUUUAAGGAUAGAAAACUUUGAUCAAGAUUACAAAGAAGAUAUAAGAUCUUAUAAAGAAACACCAAUAAAGACACCAAAAGAGAAUUCGCUAUUACAGAGAAAUAUUCGAUCGAUUGAUUCAAUUUUAUCGAAAGACGAUUAUGAUUUGACUAUGCCAAAAUCUUCAUCCAUGGUUCGUGACAUUGCGAAGAAGUUGGAAAUCGCAAGUAUAUCUCCUUCAACGAAUGAGUCACUAAGAACCAAAAUGAAUUCUAUUUUCCAAAGAAAAAAAUGGAAUCGACCAAACUCGAUUAUUCAUUUUUUAAGAAAUAAAUAUGAACACGAAAAGAAAAAUACUAUUAAAGAAAUGGGAAAUUUAACAGAGAAAGAAAAUAAAUCUUCGUUAUCACGUCAGAAUUACAAUACUAGAGUCAAUCAGAAUGUCGUGAAACAACUGGUGAAUGUCAUAGAAAAAGAGAUUGUGCCUAAGGUUAAAACUUAUCAUCAAUCGUUAAAAAGAAAUUUUGUAUGUGAAGAAGACAGUUUCAGCGAGUCUGAAGCAAAAUCUGUUGUUACAUCAACCUCCCCUAAGGACACGGAUAGCAGCAGUGAUACUGAUCAAAAAUCACUUUAUGUAAAUUAUGAGCAAGAUUCAUUCGAUAAUGAAAAUUCAACAACGGAAAAAACAUUGGAAACCGAAGAAAAAGUUUUUCAAGAUGAAAAUGAUAAUGAUGAUGAUGUUUAUUGGAUACCUGUAUCUAAUCCAUAUAAAUUUCCAAGAACUAGUUCCUUAUUGACAAUCUCUAGUCAAAUUUCUAUUGAUACCCCGUCUCCAUGUAUUAGUCCAAUCAGAAUGGAAGAGGAAGUGGAUGUUGUGCAAAAACAUUGGAGAAACACUACCAGAAAAGUCAACCCUUUUUAUAGAAUUGAUGAAACAAUAGUGAUAGAUUCAGGAUAUUCUGAUAAGUCUGAAGCGAUUAUGAAUAAUUCUGAAUCAUCGAUAACGGAUAGUUAUUAUUAGUGAUGUUUAAAAUGAUUCUAGAUCGAAAAACAGGUUAGGUUAGUUUAAGAAAAUCUUCUAGGCGGAAGUCAAUCGUUGAUUAGUUUUUAUCUUGAUAUAAAUUUUUAUCUCCAAAUUAUCUUCAAAAAAUAUAGGAUUUUGAUAAUUAGUAAAAGCGAUAGAUUUGUGAAUUAUACCGUGAUAUAAUCUGAUAUCAUGAAAAGUAAUCUGAUUUAUUUGAAUAUUUGAUACCUGCUAAGCGUAAUUCUAUAAAUAUAAUUCUUGAAAUGAAUGAUUGAAGCAAAAUGUAAAAUACUAUUCUAUAUUUUACUUCAACAUCUCAUCAUUAAAUCUGCGAUAAAUAAUUUUCAUAUUUGUUUUUAUUCGAAUUUAAUUUGUUUUUUUAUGGUGAAUAAAUACAUUGAAUGUUAAAUGAA
Apis cerana (Asiatic honeybee) is the source of this 3944-nucleotide messenger RNA. RefSeq lists its product as uncharacterized. NCBI's taxonomy places the organism in Eukaryota, Metazoa, Arthropoda, Insecta, Hymenoptera, Apidae. The record is from RefSeq and is a predicted model, not a curated record.